Gossypium raimondii (Peruvian cotton) is the source of this 1828-nucleotide messenger RNA. RefSeq names its product protein BPS1, chloroplastic. Bases 552 to 1610 code for a protein of 352 amino acids. The transcript is spliced from 2 exons. The record is from RefSeq and is a predicted model, not a curated record. Lineage: Eukaryota; Viridiplantae; Streptophyta; Magnoliopsida; Malvales; Malvaceae.
GAUCUGCUCUAGCUUUCGUGAUAUCUGGGUUUUGAAUUUCGAUUUUUAAAGAUUUAUUUUUAGAGAUUUGAUUUUCAGGGUUUCCUUGAAAUUUCUGGUUUGGAAUUAUUUUAUUCUGUAUAGAAAUGACUUGGCUGUUUCUCUGUAUGAAGUUUGCCCUCAUGUUCAUGGAGGAAAUCAAUCAAAUCAUGUAGAAGUAGAAUAGGCCUAGCUAGGAUGGAUAACCUGAGAGAAAAUAAGGCAACUAAGGAGAUCUCGAUGUAUUUGUUAUGAUUUAUUGUUACACCAUAUCUUUUGCAUUUUUUUUUUAUGAUUUUGAUGUUGAAUAUAUGGUCUUGACUGCCAUCAAUCAUUUGGUUGAAUCUACAAAAUUCAGUACUGAUUUGAUGCUUAUCAGGUAUGAUGUGGUUAGAUCUGUUCGGCAUGGUAUUGGACAUGGUUUCAAGUUAAUUUCUCUUUAUUAUCGGAUGGUUGAACUAAUGGUCUAAUUGUUAUUAGUGGGAUGAUAUCAGUUUCAAGCUUUGCCCUUGCUUGCAUGUAAAUACAUCAAAAUGAGCCAUCCUCAAGAACCACAACGCUCUUUCUUCCAUUUUGGAAAUCCUUUCCGUUCACCAAAGGGUUCUCAUUUGCCUUCAGGACUUCUUUCUUUAUUGGAUAAGUUUGAGAAAACCUUGUCAGAGAGGCUGCAGAAACUUGUGCCUAAAGACAAGAGUGACAUCCUUAGCUUGUCAUGGAUGAAACUAGCAAUGGAAUCACUUUCCGAGAUUCACCGUGACAUAAAAAACCUGAUAACUGAGCUUGAGAUCCCUGUGACUGAUUGGGAUGAGAAAUGGAUAGAUGUCUAUCUGGACAUCAGUGUAAAGUUGCUUGAUAUUACUAUUGCUUUUACCUCUGAACUUACAAGGCUCAACCAAGGCCAUCUCUUACUUCAGUGUGUCUUGCAUAAGUUGGAAUCCAACUCCCCGGAUCAAUUCCUGCGGGCUUAUUCCUCACUUCAUAGCUGGAGAGAGCAAAUUUGCUCAAAAAAUCGCAGAGUUGAAACAUGUCGUCCUGUACUGGACAACCUUGUGGAUUCAUUGGACUUGCCGAAGGUAAGGAACUCUGCUAAGGGGAAGGUUCUGAUGCGUGCAAUGUACGGAGCUAAGGUGGCAACCACAUAUAUCUGUCGUGUAUUUGCCGCAGCUUUCUCUGGUUCUACUGAUAGUUUGUUAGAUUUGAAUUUGACUGUUCCUGCUACACUGCCAUGGGCACAAGUUUUCUAUAAUGUUCAAACAACUGUGAAUACAGAAAUUAAAAAUAUAUUUUCUCGUGGAGAAUUUACGGUUCUUAGAGAACUUCUUGCUGUUGAUAAUUGUGCCAAUAAAUUGUAUCCUUUGCUUCAAGACGGGUUCAGUCCUGCUCAAGAGGAAUCGUUCAAGCAUUCCGUUUCAGAUUUGAGGAAGACGGCAGAGAAACUAUCGCAAGGGCUGGAUAAUCUUUCAAAGGUAGUAGAUGACUUUUUCAAAAUAGUUUUGUCUGGGCGUGAUGCUUUGCUUUGUAAUCUAAGAGCAGGUUGUACUUCCCCAAAUUCAGUUCUGGGAAGAAACACCGACGAGCGAAGUGUGAGGUGAAUCAUGAAUGAAGUAGAGCUAAACUCUUCUGUAUACAGAUGGUUUAGGUAUGAGACCUUCUGUUUUCUAACUAAUAGGGAUAUGCAACCUUGUUUGGGUAAUGAAAGUAUUUAUUGUGCGAGUUGUAAGGUGUGUUAUACUAUAGUACUUGGUUGUACAUGUAUUUGGACCAUCCUAUGUCAAAUGCUAUAUAAAAAGGGCUUAUGUUUGUUUGCAAA